This is a messenger RNA of Misgurnus anguillicaudatus (oriental weatherfish), 1025 nucleotides long. RefSeq names its product proteasome (prosome, macropain) assembly chaperone 1 (gene psmg1). The record is from RefSeq and is a predicted model, not a curated record. NCBI's taxonomy places the organism in Eukaryota, Metazoa, Chordata, Actinopteri, Cypriniformes, Cobitidae. Gene Ontology annotation, cellular component: endoplasmic reticulum. Gene Ontology annotation, molecular function: proteasome binding. Gene Ontology annotation, biological process: proteasome core complex assembly.
CGACGGAGAAAUGACAACAAAAUAAAAGUCUUUUGGUUAUUUCCGGUUUUCCUUACAUCUGUGAUUACAGAGCGGAUUUUAUUUUCUGUAUUCAUAUCUUAUAAACGCUUUGAUAUGGCGACGUUUUUCGGCGAAGUUUUAUCGGUUUACUCGAGAGCUGUUGAAGAAGAUGAUGAUGAUGAUUUGACGAAAGAAAACGAAGAAGAUGAACAAAUCCGACAAGAAAUAGAAGAGAAGAGGUCAGUUCAUGUGCACUGGACAUCAGACAAUGACACGAGAUCAUAUUCUGAUCUGAUUAUAGCUGUGGGACCAAACGCCACAGGGUUCAUCUCAGCGUAUGUGUUGAGUUCUGGAUGUUGGUCAUCAGUCGGUUGGGUUUCUCUCUGGAAUGAACGCAGUCAGAGAUCCAGUAGGACAGACGCUGCUGCUCCAGAUCCUGGAGAACCGGCCUGUAUUCUGUACCAGCAGAACCAAAACCCAUCUGUCUUAAUCUGUCAGUGCACGUACUACGUAGCUGAAGAUCAACUGUUCCAAUGGACAGAAAAGGUGUUGGGCUGUGUACAGAAGAGAGGUUUGUCUGUGACUGUGCUCUCUGAAUGCGUCUUGGCCGAAUAUAAAACCUCAGACUAUGUGAGUGGGAACGGCUCACCCUUCCUGUGCGCUCUGAAGACGGGCGGAUACACGGGAGCCAUCGCGUGUCCUCUGCUGAAGCAGCCCAAUAUCAUCUCUGGAUUGCCUGCUGCAGUGCUCAGUCACUGUCAGGUCCAUCAGAUUCCAGCCGUUGUGUAUCAGUGUUACAGUGAUGUCUCUCAUCCCGACUCUCUCACUAUGGAAACAUAUAAAUCUGCUCUGGUGUGUGUGAGUUCAGCAGUAAAGUUGGAUCCGAGUCCGAGUUCAGAAACUCUGCAGAAGUUCACACGAGUCAAUGAAGUUCAGAGUAACUUGUACACAUAGAUGACGUGUUGAAUAGAGCUACAGAAAUGUUUUCUUUGCGUUUAUUAAAGAUGCCGUGUUUUACAUGUUAA